Messenger RNA from Paralichthys olivaceus (Japanese flounder), 2317 nucleotides. The record is from RefSeq and is a predicted model, not a curated record. NCBI's taxonomy places the organism in Eukaryota, Metazoa, Chordata, Actinopteri, Pleuronectiformes, Paralichthyidae.
CCAGGGGAAGGGGGAAAAAAACCAAAACACCUCCGUAACACCGAGGAUCCGAUCAGCCUGUAAACAACUGUGCAGGAAGGUGUGACAUCCCAGACAACUUCCCAGCGUCGAGCCUGCAAACCCGGAGGCUUCCAGCAAACCGUCGCUCACCUGUCCGGUAGACAGGCCGUCUCAAUGCAUCACAGAGCCGCGAAAACACCGAGGAGAACAUGGAUGUAUACGAUCUGUUUAGCAGCUGCAGAAAGGGCGACCUUUUUAGAAUCAACCCUGCAGCCUUUGGAGCCAUCCUGCAGUAUUUCUACACAGGAGGAAUGGAUAUCGAUAUAAGCCUUGUGGAGGAGUGCAGACGAAUUGCUAAACAGUGCAAGAUGACAGAUUUCAUAGAGGAGCUGGAGAAUAAAUGUAAACAUGUGUAUGACUUUGUGUCCAACAAGCCAGGAAUCUGUGUGAAAGUCCUGACUGUGGAGCCUCAGAGCUGUCAGCUUCAGGAGGAGAUGGCUCAGUUAGCAGACUGUGCUCUGCCCACUGAACUAAGAGUUGGAUUUGGAGAACUUCCCUUCAACAGAGUCGACCACUUCCCUACGUAUCCUGACAUCUGCUUCAGAGUGGAUGGUUACAAUUUCUUGUGUCAUAAGGUGUUUUUCUCCGGGCGGAGUGACUACUUUAAAGCCUUACUGCAGGAUCACUUCAGUGAGGGAGAGCAGUUGCCGUCGCUGCCCAGCACUCCAGUGAUCACUUUACACAACAUUUCCAAUGAAGUCUUUAUCCAUGUCAUGUAUUACAUCUACAGUAAUACCACAGAGCUGACGACGGAGAACGCGUUGGACGUGCUGUGUGUGGCGGACAUGUAUCUGCUGACGGGGCUGAAGCGUCUGUGUGGGAAGACGCUCGGUAUGACUAUGUGUGAAGACAACGUCCUGUACUUGUGGAAGACGGCCAAGCUUUUCCGUCUCUCCCGUCUGGAGGAUCAAUGCACUGAGUUCAUGGCCAGGAUCAUUGAGCGGCUAGUGGAGCAGCCUGAGUUUGCCGAGAUCAUCAUAGAGGACGCCGCAUCGCUGGAUGAACGUCACGAGACCGACUCCGUCCCCUUGGUGGAUGAAAUUCGCUACCACAUUACAAGCAAUGUACAGACGUACAGCGCCAUCGAGGAGGCCAAUCAGAAGCUGGAGGCCUUAGAGGAACUGCUGUCCAGCAUUAAUAUUGACUGCUGAACAGUAGGCAGGCUGUGGUUGCAUCUGCAGCGAGGAACAAAAAGAAUUGGAUGAAAAGAAAACAUAUGCUUCUGCAUGUUUGGAGGUUUUAUUUCAUUUACAGUAUAUUUUACAGAGUAUAUAUUUUGGUGGUAGCUGGUUGUGAUGUGUAGGGGCAGAUUUGUAUGUCGGCUGUUUUAAGUUUGUUUAAGAUUUACCAUGUGUGGGGAAAUACAUUAGGUACAGAGUAUCAUAUUAAUUUGUUUGCAAGUUUUGAGGAAGUGGUUUAUUAUAUAUUUACAACGGAUUAUCAUUGUAUAGCACAUGCAUGAAUUUACUUUCAUUUGUAGCUGCUAGAACAGCAGCUUAUUUAGCAUUUUUAAAAUAUGGUUUGGCCCUAAUGAAUUUCAGCACCGGCGCUUAUAGUGAAGUCAGUAAUUUUAGUUUGACAGUAACUGAAAGCAGAAUGAGUCCACGCCAUGCACUGGCUCACACUUGAGAACUAUUGGUUACUAGGUCAAACCCUAGAACAUGGCUGGACUCUGUGUAGUCGGUUGAGGACGAUGUUGAAAACUUUUGUGAAGCUGCAGCUCUGUUUUUUUUUACUAAGGGAGCCGGCAGGAUGAAGUCUGUUCAUGGACAUUCUGGGAUGUUGUGUUGGACUGUGGUCCCGUCAGAAGAAGUAUGCGUUGACUUCAUUUAUCCAGAAAAUAUUUUAAAUUUGAGCUUUUAUUUUCAAGUUGCAUAGAAUAUGGUUUUAUGAUGUACUUCCUGCACAGCAGCAGUGAAGAUGAACUGCAGCUUUUAUUUUGUGUUCGAUUGGAUUUAGUGGCUUUAGUUCACUUCACUAUUCAAUCAAUAACAUUCCUCAAGCGUGAACACACAAUACAUUAUCCCCCCCACAUAUUCUGGCACUUUGUGUACAUUUGAUGAAUAAUGAAUCUAUUUCUUGAAGCAUACAGUGUGUCAAGAAAAUUAUGCUGUAGCUAUUUGCAUGUUUAGAUUUACCAUCGACACAGCAAAAAUAUUUAAAGGUCUGUUUUGAAAACGUCCUGAUGUGCCUGCUGUUAGAAAAAUGGAUAAAUAACAGCUUCUGGUUUUGGUAAAUAAACUUGGUACAGUGAGCA